AUGGCAUCGACAUCGACGAAAUUACGUCCGUUAGUCAAAGGCAAGAUUGUGAAAAAACGCACGAAGAAAUUCAUUCGCCAUCAAAGCGACCGAUAUGAUCGUCUUCGUCCAAACUGGCGUAAACCAAGAGGUAUUGACAAUCGUGUUCGUCGACGCUUCAAGGGUGUGUUUUUGAUGCCAUCGAUUGGGUAUGGUUCAGAUAAACGCACACGUCACAUGCGUCCAGAUGGUUUUCGUCCAUUUCUUGUUAACAACGUUAAGGAACUCGAAAUGUUAUUGAUGCAAAACCGUAAGUUUGCUGCUGAAAUCUCUCACGCUGUUUCAGCACCAAACCGUAAGAAGAUCAUUGAACGUGCUCAACAGUUAGCCAUUAAGGUUACCAAUCCACACGCACGUCUACGUGCCGAAGAAAAAGAAUAA
Adineta ricciae is the source of this 420-nucleotide messenger RNA. The record is from the annotation of a GenBank genome assembly. NCBI's taxonomy places the organism in Eukaryota, Metazoa, Rotifera, Eurotatoria, Adinetida, Adinetidae.